Pochonia chlamydosporia 170 is the source of this 1140-nucleotide messenger RNA. RefSeq lists its product as hypothetical. Bases 1 to 1140 code for a protein of 379 amino acids. NCBI's taxonomy places the organism in Eukaryota, Fungi, Ascomycota, Sordariomycetes, Hypocreales, Clavicipitaceae. The record is from RefSeq and is a predicted model, not a curated record. The transcript is spliced from 3 exons.
AUGACGACACCCAAGGCAAAAGACCCUUUGGACGCCCUCCAGUCACUUGUCAAUGAUGUCCUCGUGCAAACAGGCAAAGCCCUCCGCGCUUCGCGACGAGAUAGCCAAGGCAACCUUCCACCUUCCCACGGAGUCAUGCAGGCCAAGCUGCCAGACACCAUCAGGGCUUUCCAUUCUGCUCUAGACGACCUCGAAAAUGAUAUUAUUCGUGCUAAAUCAGUGCUUCUUCGCGAUCUCAACCAGUUAAAAGCCCAGAACAAUCCCUCCGAUGCAUCACAGGCGGUCGCUCAACCGCAACCAGUGGAGUCGCAGUCCAAGUCUCCCAUGGCAAUUGAGAUAGGCUCAUCGCCACAAGUGGUUCCCAAGGACGAACCAAUUGACAAUGGAAGCCUGGGCAACAAGCCUGGCGGUGCUCCUAUCCCCGAUAUGGGCAUGGGCAUCGGCCUAGACCUUGGUGUGGCAGACUCUACUCAGCCCAACGUCUCUAUCAAGGAUGAAAAUGUAUCCUCUCAGGCACCGGGCGACGGCGAUGUAGUUGGUUCCAUGAAACAGGAAAGCAAAGAGUCAAAUGGCGAAGCACCGAUGGCAGGAAUGGACUUAACACUAGAUGGAAACCAGAGCGGCAUUGGUGGGACGGAUGAUGCCGUCUUGGACCUGACCAAUUCGGACUUGAAUUUUACCGACAUGGAGUUCACAUUGGCACCGGCCAACGACAGCCAGACCCAGUCUGGCGGCGAUGGAAACGCUGCGACAAACAACAACGAGUCGUCAUUUGACCUAUCGUCGUUUAACACCACAGACGGCGCUUCCGGCAACUUGGGCUCCCUGGACAAUAUGCUGCCGACGACCCUGACGGAGCAGCAAGGUUCUGCAACAAAUGCACCUGCAGGACAAGCGACGGAUAGUCAAACAAAUGCAGAGGGAGAAAAGAAGGAACAAUCAGCUGACGCGUCAUUGACGGAUGUGUUUACUGGCGACGGACAGACUGAUGGCAUGGACUUUGAUUUCAGCCUCGGGGACGGGAUGGGUGGCGACACGUUUGACGAUCUUAUGAAUGACCGGGACAAUACGUUUGACACCAUGGAGCAUGGAGACUUUGAUGCCAACUUUUUUGGUCUAGACAAGAUUGACGAGAGCUAG